AUGGCUCAAGUCGCAUUGAUCACUGGUGGCACCAGUGGGAUAGGAUUCUCCGUUGCCGAGGCAUUAAGCAAAUUGAGCAACUGGCAGAUCAACAUUAUUGGAGUUAAUGAAGAAAAAGGAAAAAAGGCAGCUGCGACACUCCCGAAUACCAGCUUCUACAAGGCCAACGUAUCCGAAUAUGAGGAACUCGCCAUAGUUUUUGACACCGUCUUCAACAAGGCCCAACGAUUGGACUUUGUCUUCGCCAAUGCUGGUAUACCUGAAUACACCGACCUCUUCGCCAAUCAGUCCUCGUCGGGGGUUCCACCUAAGCCCGGGCUGGAUCUUCUUGAUAUCAACCUGAAUGGCUCUAUUUAUGCAAGCUACCUAGCUGUCAACUAUUUCAGACGAUCGCCUGAAUCCAUGAAGGGAGCUCAAAGUUUGCUUCUGACGGCUAGCAUCGGUGGGCUGUAUCCUUGCAUGUUAACGCCUGUUUACUCAAGCUCGAAGCAUGCAUUGAUAGGCUUCGUUCGCUCUAUCGGAGACCGUCUUUUCAAGGAGGGUAUUCGCGUUAAUACCAUCUGCCCGGGCGUGGUGAAGACGCCUCUUUUGAACGAUGAGCUUCUUUCAUACUUUCCCGCAGAUAUUCUCAUACCCAUCGAGGCAGUUACAGAUGUCGCCAUGAAAACUGUUUUGGAAGAUAGUAUUAAGGACAGUAAUGGUGUUUGUGUGGCGGCAGACAAAUUCCAUUCACAGGCCAUUCAUGUGACCGGGAAGGGAUUUUAUCUUAUUGACCAACCACCAAUCAAUGACGAAGAGGCUCGGACUACUUGGGACUGCAUGAUGGGUUGGAGAUAA
Molecule: messenger RNA, 837 nt
Organism: Penicillium waksmanii
Lineage: Eukaryota; Fungi; Ascomycota; Eurotiomycetes; Eurotiales; Aspergillaceae
Exons: 3
Coding region: 1-837 (278 amino acids)
Cellular component (GO): cytoplasm
Molecular function (GO): oxidoreductase activity, acting on the CH-OH group of donors, NAD or NADP as acceptor
Source: RefSeq, a predicted model, not a curated record